AACAUUCCGGUCUGCAGACGGACGACGACGGUAUUUUCCGUAUGGCAAGAAUUCGAGAAAAUCGCGAGUGUUAGAAAAAAGAAAAAAAAUUGUUCUUUCAAGUAGUUGCGUCAUCCACAUGGUUCUGUCUCAAGUGAAAUAAAUCGAAAAUAAUUUAUUAAGUACGAAAAAUAGUUAAAAUAUAACAAUGUUAACCGCAACGCGAGUGAUAAGCCGAAAGGCGUUGGACUGCGCCGGUAUAUCAGACAUUUAUACACACAGAAAUUUCUCAUCAAUCCUUAAAAAUACCGCAGCCCCCACCGUACCGAUCUACCAACAGCAUGGCUUACAACAGAGGCAUAAAUCGGAGGGCGUCCGCGGCGCCGUCAUCGGUAUCGACUUGGGUACAACGAACUCGUGCGUUGCCGUCAUGGAGGGAAAAACCCCUAAGGUGGUUGAAAACAGCGAAGGUUCCAGAACAACACCUUCACACGUCGCCUUCACCAAGGAAGGUGAGAGGCUUGUAGGCAUGCCAGCCAAGAGACAGGCUGUCACCAACAGCGGAAAUACCUUCUAUGCGACCAAGCGACUCAUCGGUCGCCGGUUCGAUGACCCAGAAGUCCAGAAGGAUAUGAAGAACCUCUCGUACAAAGUCGUCAGGGCAUCAAACGGAGAUGCUUGGGUUCAAGGCACUGAUGGCAAAGUGUACUCACCGAGUCAGAUCGGAGCGUUUGUCCUCAUGAAGAUGAAGGAGACAGCCGAAGCUUACUUGAACACCAGCGUCAAGAACGCCGUGGUGACUGUUCCGGCUUACUUCAAUGAUUCUCAACGACAGGCUACUAAGGAUGCUGGUCAGAUCUCCGGUUUGAACGUACUGAGAGUUAUCAACGAACCGACUGCCGCUGCCCUCGCCUACGGCAUGGACAAGACUGAAGAUAAAGUUAUCGCAGUAUACGAUCUCGGCGGUGGUACCUUCGACAUAUCGGUUCUGGAGAUACAGAAAGGCGUGUUCGAGGUGAAGUCCACUAACGGAGACACCCUGCUCGGAGGAGAGGACUUUGACAACGUUAUCGUCAACUUUUUGGUUGAUGAGUUUAAGAGAGACCAAGGAAUUGAUAUCCGUAAAGACGCGAUGGCCAUGCAACGUCUCAAGGAAGCAGCCGAGAAGGCCAAGAUUGAACUCUCCGGCUCUCUACAAACGGAUAUCAACCUCCCUUACCUCACGAUGGAUUCUUCUGGACCUAAACAUAUGAAUUUGAAGAUGAGUCGUUCCAAGCUGGAGUCUCUGGUCGGUGACCUCAUCAAGCGUACGAUCCCGCCCUGCCAGAAAGCUUUACAAGACGCCGAAGUGUCCAGAACUGAUGUUGGAGAAGUGUUGCUGGUCGGCGGUAUGACAAGGAUGCCCAAAGUGCAGGCCACCGUGCAGGAGAUCUUCGGGCGCGCGCCGUCCCGCGCCGUGAACCCCGACGAGGCGGUGGCCGUGGGCGCGGCCGUGCAGGGCGGCGUGCUGGCGGGCGACGUCACCGACAUCCUGCUGCUGGACGUCACGCCGCUGUCGCUGGGCAUCGAGACGCUGGGCGGCGUCUUCACCAGGCUCAUCGCGCGGAACACCACCAUCCCCACCAAGAAGAGCCAGGUCUUCUCCACCGCGGCCGACGGCCAGACCCAAGUGGAGAUCAAGGUACAUCAAGGCGAACGUGAAAUGGCAGCGGACAACAAACUACUCGGACAGUUCUCCCUCGUGGGCAUCCCUCCCGCUCCCAGAGGAGUUCCACAAAUUGAAGUUACCUUUGACAUCGAUGCUAAUGGAAUCGUACACGUAUCUGCCAGGGACAAGGGCACCGGCAAGGAACAGCAAAUCGUAAUCCAGUCAUCGGGCGGUCUAUCGAAGGACGAGAUCGAGAACAUGGUUAAGGCGGCCGAGCAGUUUGCGGCGGCCGAUAAGGACAAGAGGGAGCGUGUGGAGGUCACCAACCAGGCCGAGGGCAUCCUUCACGACACCGACACCAAGCUGGACGAGUACAAGGCUCACCUGCCUCAGGACGAGUGCGACAAGCUCAGAGGGGAAAUGGCCAAACUCCGUGAACUCCUCGCACAGAAGGACACCGCUGACCCCGAAGCUAUCCGCACCGCCACCAAUCAACUGCAACAAGCCAGCUUGAAGCUCUUCGAACAGGCCUACAAGAAGAUGGCAGCCGAACGUGAGGGCUCGUCCGGGUCUCAAUCACAGCAGCAAACGAGCGAACCGGAAGGAGAGAAAAAGGAGGAAAAGAAAAACUAAAAACAAACACUUAGCGAGUUAGAACUGUAAAUAAAUACAACCAAAUAAAACAACACAAUUCAUAGCCUAGUUAUAAUAUAAACUUAAUUUACUUUACGUAUUAUGCAUCAGAUACUUUAUAAGGUCAUCUUCAGAAUUAAAUUUUUGGAUGCCCGUGUGUAACUUUAAAAGUAAUUAGUUAUUGUUGUACCAGUUUAGAUAACCGAGCAUGGAUUUCAAAGUCAUGAUAUCUUUGAUUGGGUCGUUGGGAUGAUUUGCAGUGGACCUGCUUUCUGCUCCGAGGGCCGUGGGUCCGAUUUCUGCUCUGAGUUUGGGUGCAGUAAAUGUAUAUUUCUUACAAGAAAAUAUGUAGCUAUAGCAGUCGGCUGUUACCUAUAACACAGGCAUUUAGUUGACUACCUUAAGAACAGACAGCCGUGUAAGUUAAAAGAUAUUUGUUUCUAACAUGGACCCUAUUUUGUUUUUAUUAAAGUACUUAUUAUUCAAAGUUAAACUUGUUCAGAACUUGUUCAAUGCAAUUUUAUUAUCUUAGAAAUUUCAUCAUAUUAUUAAACUAAAUAUCCAUGCCGGUUUAUCAUAAAUUAAUUUAAUGAAAAUAUUGCAAUAAUGGAGUUGAAAGAAUUUAUAUUAAGGAAAUAAUUAAGAGUUACAAUCUCAACUGUCCGGAGUUUGUUUCGCACAUGGGAGCGUUUGCUUUAGUAUUUAGUUAAAAUAUAAUUUGUAGGGAAAAUUACUUGUAGAUUUAUCUGUUUUUAACUUUUCGUUUUCAUUGAAAAUAUAUGGAAUUUUCUUAUAAUUAAAUUGUAAUAAGACAUAAUAUAUAAAUAAUUUGAGCCUCAAAAUUAAUAUAUAUACGCCAUAGUAACAAAUUAGUUUAAGAUAUAUAUUUUAAAAAAAUUCCAUAUAAUUUCUUACGCUGUGUCGUUAAAAUUGUUAUUUAGUACGAAGGACUGGUAGUUCCUUAAGUUGUUUUAAACAUUAUAUAUUUCUCGUGUAAUAUAUAUAUAAAAUAUACGUAUAUAUUUUUGUGUGUAUGUCGGUAUGGGCACGAUUUUUAGGCGUAUUUUGGUAAGAAGUCAGAGUUAAAGCUUUAUUUUGCAUUUAUGUAGAUUUUUAAGGUGGUAGGUGUAUUUUUUUUUACAUUGUGUUAAAUAGUGAUGAUUACCUAAUAAUAUGGUCGUUUUAUGAAUAAAAUUAACCAUAACUUUGUAAAUAAGUAUAAUCACAAUUUUACCCGCCUAAUAUUCUGCAAUUCUGCAGGUUUAUAUCUAUAUAAGCAAAUUAUUCGCCAUUUAGUAGUUUAUCAAUUGAUUCUAAUUUUUUGUAGAUACAUUUUGUAAAAAUGUUGGGUUCACAAUUAACCCCUAACACAAAACGUAACCCCCAAAACAAAAAAAAAAAUACACCUAUCACCAGUUGGUUGUGAAUACGCAUGAGAAUCGUUCCCUAUUCGUGUGCUGGUUCAAUAUUACUGUUACACGGUAUAAUUGUUCUAAAGUUAAUGAUGCACAUAUUUUUAAAUUUAACCCCCAACAUUUAAAAUGUGCUUUUUUAUUUUUCUGACGAUAAAUGCAAAAAUGUGUGCAUUGUAAUGUGUAAUGCAGCGACUGUGUUUGUGUGUUCGAUUGAAAUUUGUAUGUGCAGUUAGCUUAGUGAAAUAUAUUAUUUCGAGAA
Molecule: messenger RNA, 3934 nt
Organism: Melitaea cinxia (Glanville fritillary)
Lineage: Eukaryota; Metazoa; Arthropoda; Insecta; Lepidoptera; Nymphalidae
Gene: Hsc70-5
Product: heat shock 70 kDa protein cognate 5
Exons: 14
Coding region: 188-2260 (690 amino acids)
Biological process (GO): protein refolding; cellular response to unfolded protein
Cellular component (GO): cytoplasm; mitochondrion
Molecular function (GO): ATP-dependent protein folding chaperone; heat shock protein binding; ATP binding
Source: RefSeq, a predicted model, not a curated record